Molecule: messenger RNA, 1842 nt
Organism: Torulaspora globosa
Lineage: Eukaryota; Fungi; Ascomycota; Saccharomycetes; Saccharomycetales; Saccharomycetaceae
Exons: 1
Coding region: 1-1842 (613 amino acids)
Biological process (GO): cellular response to unfolded protein; vesicle-mediated transport; protein refolding
Cellular component (GO): plasma membrane; nucleus; cytosol
Molecular function (GO): heat shock protein binding; ATP-dependent protein folding chaperone; misfolded protein binding
Source: RefSeq, a predicted model, not a curated record
AUGGCUGAAGGUGUUUUCCAAGGUGCUAUCGGUAUCGAUUUGGGUACCACUUACUCUUGUGUUGCUACUUACGAGUCCUCUGUUGAGAUUAUUGCCAACGAGCAAGGUAACAGAGUUACUCCUUCGUUCGUUGCAUUCACCCCAGAGGAGAGAUUGAUCGGUGAGGCUGCCAAGAACCAAGCUGCUUUGAACCCAGAGAACACCGUCUUCGAUGCCAAGCGUUUGAUCGGUAGAAGAUACGAUGAGGAGUCUGUUCAAAACGACAUGAAGACUUGGCCUUUCAAGGUGAUCGAUGUCGACGGUUCUCCAGUCAUCGAGGUGCAGUACUUGGGCGAGACCAAGACUUUCUCCCCACAGGAAAUCUCUGCUAUGGUGUUGACCAAGAUGAAGGAGAUCGCCGAGGCCAAGAUUGGCCAAAAGGUUGAGAAGGCUGUUAUUACCGUUCCAGCUUACUUCAACGAUGCUCAAAGACAGGCCACCAAAGAUGCAGGUUCCAUUGCUGGUUUGAACGUCUUGCGUAUCAUCAACGAACCAACCGCCGCUGCCAUUGCUUACGGUUUGGGUGCUGGUAAGUCCGACAAAGAAAGACACGUGUUGAUCUUCGAUUUGGGUGGUGGUACUUUCGAUGUCUCCUUGCUGCACAUCGCUGGUGGUGUCUACACCGUCAAGUCCACUUCCGGUAACACUCACUUGGGUGGUCAAGAUUUCGACACCAACUUGUUGGAACACUUCAAGGCUGAGUUCAAGAAGAAGACCGGUAGCGACAUCUCAAACGACGCUAGAGCUUUGAGAAGAUUGAGAACUGCUGCUGAAAGAGCUAAGAGAACCUUGUCCUCUGUUACUCAAACCACCGUUGAAGUUGACUCUUUGUUCGACGGUGAAGACUUUGAGACUUCUAUCACCAGAGCUAGAUUCGAAGACUUGAACUCCUCUCUAUUUAAAUCUACCUUGGAACCAGUCGAACAAGUAUUGAAGGAUGCUAAGAUCUCCAAGUCUCAAAUUGACGAAGUUGUCUUGGUCGGUGGUUCUACCAGAAUUCCAAAGGUUCAAAAAUUGUUGUCUGACUUCUUCGAAGGUAAGCAGUUGGAGAAAUCUAUCAACCCAGAUGAAGCCGUUGCUUACGGUGCCGCUGUUCAAGGUGCUAUCUUGACUGGUCAAUCUACCAACGAUGAGACCAAGGACUUGCUAUUGUUGGAUGUUGCUCCAUUGUCUUUGGGUGUCGGUAUGCAAGGUGACAUUUUCGGUAUUGUUGUCCCAAGAAACACUACCGUCCCAACCAUCAAGAGAAGAACUUUCACAACUGUUGCUGACCACCAGACCACCGUUCAAUUCCCAGUUUACCAAGGUGAACGUGUCAACUGUAAAGAAAACACUUUGUUGGGUGAAUUCGACUUGAAGAACAUUCCUCCAAUGGCUGCUGGUGAACCAGUUCUAGAAGCCAUCUUCGAAGUUGACGCUAAUGGUAUCCUAAAGGUCACCGCCGUUGAGAAGUCUACCGGUAAGUCCGCUAACAUCACCAUCUCCAACGCCGUCGGUAGAUUGUCUUCCGAAGACAUUGAAAAGAUGGUUAACCAAGCUGAAGAAUUCAAGGCCGCUGAUGAAGCUUUCGCCAAGAGACACGAAGCUAGACAAAGAUUGGAGUCCUACGUUGCAUCCAUCGAACAAAACGUCACUGACCCUGUCUUGUCUUCUAAGUUGAAGAGAGGUGCCAAGUCCAAGAUCGAAGCCGCUUUGUCUGAUGCUUUGGCUGCUUUGGAAAUUGAAGACGCCUCCACCGAUGACUUGAGAAAGGCUGAAGUCGGUUUGAAGAGAGUCGUUACCAAGGCUAUGUCUUCCCGCUAA